Molecule: messenger RNA, 526 nt
Organism: Acanthocheilonema viteae
Lineage: Eukaryota; Metazoa; Nematoda; Chromadorea; Rhabditida; Onchocercidae
Source: the annotation of a GenBank genome assembly
GGGUGGUACCACUCAUCCAAUGUCAAAAUGGAUGCGUCAUGUAUUUUUGAAAACGUUACCCAAAUAUUUGUUCAUCGAGCCACCGGAAGAUGAUGCUUCCGAGGAAAGCAGCAAUCGAUCAUCAGAUUUAUUAUCAAAUUCAACAUCUCGUCGAACAAGUCCUUGUUUUUUAUCGAUUAACAAUUUAAUCGAUGGUCAAAUGCGAUUAUCACAAUUGGCACAACUUCGUGGAAUGCAUCCAGAUUUAAUUCGUCGUAUGAUUGAUAAUGUAUCUUUUAUUGCUGAUCAUUUUCGAGCAAUGAAAAAACGUGAUCAAGUAUCGGAAGAUUGGUGCUACAUAUCAAUGGUGCUAGAUCGAUUGAUGCUGAUGAUUUUUAGUGUGAUCAACGUAUUUGGUACUCUCAUCAUUCUUCUUCAAUCACCCGUACUUUAUGAUAGUCGACCACCGAUGACCAUUAAUCCCGCUAGUAAACCACUGAGCGGUGACACAUUCGAAUUAUUCAUUAACAGCUCAUAUGUACAGUAA